CACCCGAGCAUAUAAACCCUUCCAAAGCCUCCCCCUCACCUCACUUUUUUUCCGUCCGUUCUCGUCUUCGAGAUCAAACCCAGUCCUAACCCUCUUCCCCUUCUCACCAGAAUCCCUCUUCUCGAGUCUCCACUCCCUUUCCGUCGACCCUCGACGGGUCCGCGGUCUCCUCGAGCCACGCUCUCUCCGUCGCCAACGGCGAACGCUUCUUGGAGCUAGGGUUUCUCAGCGGAGCGCCCCCUCCCCCCGCGGGGGAAGUUCGGCAUCAUGUACGGUGGCGAUGAGGUCUCGGCCAUAGUUAUCGAUUUGGGCUCUCACACGUGCAAAGCUGGUUAUGCUGGGGAAGACGCUCCGAAGGCAGUGUUUCCCUCUGUAGUUGGCUCGAUUGAUCAAGUAGAAGCCAACAAUGAUGUGAAGUCUGAGAAGGAAUCUGAACCUGCAUCAGAUUCUAAAAAUGGUGUCAAGCCACUUGAUUCAGAUAAAUCGAAGGCCAAACGGAAGUUAUAUGUUGGUUCUCAAGCCCUUGGGUACAGACGAGACCAUAUGGAGGUGAUGUCACCUAUAAAAGAUGGAGUUGUUGUUGAUUGGGAUGUUGUUGACAAUAUAUGGGAUCAUGCUUUCAGGGAGCGGUUAUUAAUUGAUCCCAAAGAACAUCCAAUGCUGCUUGCAGAACCAUCUUGUAAUACUCCUCAGCAAAGAGAAAGGGCAGCAGAGCUCAUGUUUGAGAAUUACAAAGUCCCAGCUUUAUUUUUAGCAAAAAAUGCUGUUCUCACAUCUUUUGCAUCUGGGCGAGCUACAUCUCUUGUUGUUGAUAGCGGGGGUGGAUCCACAACCGUUACUGCUGUUCAUGAUGGCUAUGUUCUUCAAAAGGCUGCGGCAAAAUCACCAAUUGGAGGUGAAUUCCUGACCGAGUGUAUGAUGAAAAGCUUGGAGAGCAAAGGCAUUGUGUUGAAGCCUAGAUAUUCCUUCAAGAGAAGGGAAAUGCGACCCGGAGAAUUUCAGACAAUAGAUCUUGAUUUUCCAAAUACCACAGAAAGCUACAAGCUGUACUCCCAGAGGGUAAUAGCUGGUGACAUCAAGGAAUGCGUAUGUCGAGUACCAGAUACUGCAUUUGAUGAGACUGCAUAUGCGAAUGUUCCUAUGACUUCUUAUGAGCUCCCUGAUGGGCAAACAAUUGAAAUUGGUGCCGAUAGAUUCAAGAUUCCUGAUGUUCUAUUUAACCCAUCAUUAGCCCAGACAAUUCCGGGCAUGGAGAGCUAUGCAGAUUCUGCUAUACCUGUUCGUGGUCUUCCACAAAUGGUCAUUGAGAGCAUAAAUAAAUGCGACGUAGACAUUCGGAGAGAACUAUUUAGCAGCAUUUUGCUUGCGGGUGGCACAGCAUCAAUGCAACAGUUAAAGGAGCGGCUUGAGAAAGAGUUGAUGGAGGAGGCUCCUCAAGCUGCACGUGUUAAGGUACUAGCAAGUGGGAACGCGAUAGAAAGGCGAUUCAGUGUUUGGAUAGGAGGAAGUAUUCUGGCAUCUCUUGGGUCAUUUCAGCAAAUGUGGUUCUCCAAAGCAGAGUAUGAAGAGCAUGGAGUUUCAUAUAUUCAGAGAAAAUGCCCUUAGGUAUGACUUCAGGCAAGCAUAAUGGCAUGUUGACACGAAGAAUGUGGCCGUUCGGUGCCCCCAAGCUGGAGUCGUAUUUGUUGCUAUCAGAUGAUGUUUCUCUUCUGAUGACUGAAGAAUGGUGUACUAUUAUUAUCAAUAUUUUCUGAUUAAUCUGUCAUUUUUUAAUUUUGCUAAAUUUUCAGGAAUGUAGGAAAAGAAUGUAAUUUGACUCUACUGCAACAGUUACGGAUUAUAGCAGCACAUUUUCUCUUGUUCUGAAUAUCUCA
This is a messenger RNA of Phoenix dactylifera (date palm), 1874 nucleotides long. RefSeq names its product actin-related protein 4 (gene ARP4). The record is from RefSeq and is a predicted model, not a curated record. Lineage: Eukaryota; Viridiplantae; Streptophyta; Magnoliopsida; Arecales; Arecaceae.